UUUUUAGAUCUAUGAAGAAUGCAUGGAAUCAAGAGAAUAUUAGUUUUUUGCACAUUGACAACUAUUUUACCAAUUAUACUCCUCAUAACACCACUGUAUUUACGUCAUAAUUUCUAUGCAAAUGUAGCAUAUGCUGUAACAGAUUCUGAUAUCUUAGAAAUUACAGAUGGAAUUUCUACAAUAUUUUGCUCAGCACAUACUUUACAAAUGAAUAGAACAUUUAACGCUUUUCAAAUGACACAAAAGCCAGAAAUUACUUCAUACAGGAAACAUAUGCGCCUUAAAAAAAGUAUGACUUUACCAGAUGAUACAUUAGAGUAUUGGGGAUUUUACCUUUUAAAAGGAGCAAGUGUAGUCCUUUCUGUUUGUUCAAGGUUUCAAGGUGCUUCUAUACUUGUUGUUAAAGGAGAACGCAAUUUACGAACAUGUGGUAUGUUGGAACAUCAUAAUGCACAAGUUGUAGAAAGUAUAUUUUUACCAGAAGCAAAUCAACAAGUUAAAGUAACAUUUAAAUCAAACACAGAAGAAAUUACUUUUAAUAAUAGCAUUAUACAAGUUAAUCACAAUAAUACACUAAAUGAUAUGGAAGAUAAACUUUUACGUCACGGUAUUUCAAACAAUACAAAUCAAGAUGUUAUGGAUUUUCAUUCACAUGAAAAAGGUAAUUUUACAUCUAAUCAGAAAAAUUAUGGAGACAAAUUGGUAAAAGUAAUUUUGAGUGGAAAUAUUCAACAAUAUAUAAAAUCCACACAAAAAGGUAGUGUACGUAGUAUUCGAAAAUUAAGGCAUGCUAAAAAGAGGCAGUACAGAGAACAAAUGAAAGAGAAAAAAAGAAAUAUUAUAGCACAAGAAAGAAGAAGAACACAAAGAAAUAUUAAAAGUGAGGUGCAUAUUAAAAAGAAUACAAAUAUGCCUCUAAAAAGAUUACUAAAAAAAUUAAAUUUAGAAGAAAAUAGCAAAGAUGAUAGUAAAGAAGAAUCAAUAAUACUAAACAAAAAAAGAAUCAAAAGAAAUCAAGAACUUGUUAAACCAACAUUUUUACUUGAUCAAGGAAUUAAACAUGGAGGGAAUACAGGAAAAAAUACAACAGAUACUGAUAUUGAUUCUUCAGUAUCCAGUUUUGAAAAUGAAUUAUUUAAAUGUUAUGGAGGUUCUAUUUUAAUAGCUCAAGAAUUUGCACCUUCUGAACAAUGUACUGAUGUCACUUACUUACUUAACAGCAAACAUAUGCAAGCAGUACACAAUGUGGUAGAAAAUGGUUAUUAUUACUAUAUUUUUUAUAGUGACAAUGAUAUUGUAUCAAAUGACAUAUAUGCAUUAUUUGAUAUUUAUAAGCCUAUUUUUCAUUAUGAAAAUGUAACUAAGUCUUGUAUAAAUCAAACAAAAUGUUCUUUUUCUAUAAAUUUAUUAUCUUCUGAUAGGGUAAUUGUUGAAAUACCAACUAAAGAUGAUCUUGAGUAUGAAAUAGAUGAUGUUAAUUUACUUCUAUCAAUUUGUCACCCACGCAUGGAAGUGUACAUCAUAUUUCCUGUUGCAGUAUUAUUUUUUAUUCUUGCUUGUGCUUUCAUGUAA
Molecule: messenger RNA, 1572 nt
Organism: Habropoda laboriosa
Lineage: Eukaryota; Metazoa; Arthropoda; Insecta; Hymenoptera; Apidae
Exons: 3
Coding region: 19-1572 (517 amino acids)
Source: RefSeq, a predicted model, not a curated record